AUGGCCGGCCUUCGCAUCGUCUUUACGCCUCUACUAAUAGCAGUACUCGGUACGGGAAUUGUUCGCUCGCAGAGUCUAAUUUUCGACGAAGAGUUUCAGACGCUCAACCUGAGUCGCUGGCAGCAUGAGAUAACGCUGGGCGGCGGCGGGAACUGGGAGUUCGAGCUGUACUCCAACAACCGAACAAACAGCUACGUCCGCGACGGGGUCCUCUACAUCCAGCCGACGUUUCUCGCGGACGAUAUCGGCGACGCGAACGUCAAGAGCGGAUACAUGAUGGACUUAUGGGGCUCCGUACCCGGGGACUACUGCACUAGCAACAAGUUCUACGGCUGUACGAGGACCUCGGGGGUCGGAGGAAACUACCUGAACCCUAUCAAGUCCGCGAAACUCCGCACCGUUCAGAGCUUCUCGUUCAAGUACGGCCGCGUCGAGAUUCGCGCCAAACUUCCGCGCGGCGACUGGCUCUGGCCGGCGUUCUGGUUGCUUCCCCGCGAGAACCAGUACGGAGACUGGCCGGCGAGCGGAGAAAUCGACAUAAUGGAGUCGCGCGGGAACCCGCCGUCCUACCAACCGGGCGGCUACGACACGUUCGGGUCGACUUUGCACUGGGGCCCUGCGUGGAACGAAGACAUGUGGUCCAAGACGCACGCCGAGAAGAAAGGAGUCGAUCUGACUGCAGAUUUCCACACCUACGGCCUCGUAUGGAACUCCACGUACAUCGGUACCUAUCUCGAUUCGCCCGACAACAAAGUCCUGGAUUUCAGCAUAUUCGAGUCGUUCUGGACGCUGGGAAGCUGGCCAUCCCCUCCGUGGACAAAUCCAUGGGCCAACGGAAAUAACGGCGCACCGUUCGAUCGCGAUCAUCAAUCUUGCCGCGGGUGGAAUGAACGGCUAUUUCCCCGACGGGUUCGGGAAGCCCUGGUCGGACAGCGACCCGCACGCCGUCAACGCGUUCUGGGACUCGGAGGCUCAGUGGAACUCGACGUGGACUCAGCCACUCGCCGUCGAGUCUGUCAAAGUUUGGAAUAA
Messenger RNA from Geodia barretti, 1032 nucleotides. NCBI's taxonomy places the organism in Eukaryota, Metazoa, Porifera, Demospongiae, Tetractinellida, Geodiidae. The record is from the annotation of a GenBank genome assembly.